Molecule: messenger RNA, 2235 nt
Organism: Rosa chinensis
Lineage: Eukaryota; Viridiplantae; Streptophyta; Magnoliopsida; Rosales; Rosaceae
Product: methionine--tRNA ligase, chloroplastic/mitochondrial
Exons: 11
Coding region: 205-2043 (612 amino acids)
Biological process (GO): methionyl-tRNA aminoacylation
Cellular component (GO): mitochondrion; chloroplast stroma
Molecular function (GO): ATP binding; methionine-tRNA ligase activity
Source: RefSeq, a predicted model, not a curated record
AACAAAGAACGUCUUUGCCAUAGCCGAGUAUCACACCACACCCAGGUGUAGUUAUCACUUCGUGGGGCUUCUCUGAACUCUUUUUACCUCCAAACUCCCAAGUCUUAUCCACCAGCAGCAACUUCAAAAACCAAAUCUUUGGGGAUGAACCCACUCACCUCAACUCAAUAAAACCAACCCUUCCAAUUUCCAAACCAAAAAAAAAUGGCGGCAGCAGCAGCAGGGGCUAGAAUAAACUGCUUUUUCUUAAACCCCAUAAAUCCCCUCAACUCCAAAACCACCACCCGUCUCACCACCCACCUCCACUUUCGUCUUUCAAGAAAAACGCCACCCACCUUUUGCACCCGCGCCUCCGCCACUACUCCCGACGAAACAUCCGCCGCCGCCAAUGACCCUUUUGUCCUCACAACUCCUCUUUAUUACGUGAACGCCCCUCCCCACAUGGGCAGUGCCUACACCACCAUCGCCGCCGACGCCAUUGCUCGCUUCCAGAGGCUGCUGGGCAAGAGAGUCAUUUUCAUUACCGGGACUGAUGAACACGGUGAAAAGAUUGCUGCCGCUGCCGCAGCUAAUGACUCCACCCCUGCACAACACUGCGACCUCAUUUCACAGUCUUACGUCACUCUCUGGAAAGAUUUGGAUAUAGGUUAUGACAAGUUUAUUCGGACAACUGAUCCCAAGCAUGAAGCGAUUGUGAAGGAGUUUUACUCUAGGGUCCGUGACAAUGGAGACAUUUAUAGGGCUGACUAUCAGGGACUUUAUUGUAUCAACUGUGAAGAGUAUAAGGAUGAGAAAGAACUGCUUGAGAAUAACUGUUGCCCCACGCAUCUAAAGCCAUGUGUUGCACGGAAAGAGGAUAAUUUCUUCUUUGCAUUGUCCAAGUAUCAGAAGCCGCUGGAAGAAACUUUGGCCAAAAAUCCGAAUUUUGUGCAGCCUUCAUACCGUCUUAAUGAGGUGCAAAGUUGGAUUAAAAGCGGCCUAAGAGACUUUUCCAUUUCUCGAGCAUUAGUGGAUUGGGGCAUCCCAGUUCCUAAUGAUAGCAAGCAAACCAUAUAUGUUUGGUUUGAUGCUUUAUUGGGUUAUAUAUCAGCACUUUCAGAGGAUAUGGAACAACCUAGUUUAGAAAGAGCUGUUUCAUCAGGAUGGCCUGCCUCGCUACACUUGAUUGGCAAGGAUAUUUUACGUUUCCAUGCAGUAUACUGGCCAGCUAUGCUAAUGUCUGCUGGACUGGGCCUUCCCAAGAUGGUGUUUGGCCAUGGGUUUUUGACAAAGGAUGGUAUGAAGAUGGGGAAGUCACUAGGGAAUACAAUUGAACCAAAUGAUUUGGUUCAAAAAUUUGGGUCUGAUGCGGUCAGGUACUUCUUCGUCAGGGAGGUGGAAUUUGGUGGUGAUGGGGAUUAUUCAGAAGAUCGUUUCAUCAAUAUUGUCAAUGCUCAUCUUGCCAAUUCAAUCGGAAAUCUGCUUAACCGCACUCUGGGGCUUCUUAAGAAGAACUGCCAAUCUACUUUGGUAAUUGAUUCAAGUAUCGCAGCUGAAGGAACUACAUUCAAGGACACUGUGGAGAAGUUGGUUGAAAAAGCUCGGGUUGAUUAUGAAAACCUCUCACUAUCAUCAGCUUGUGAGGCUGUUCUUGAGAUCAGCAAUGCUGGAAAUUCAUACAUGGAUGGGCGUGCACCAUGGUCUCUCUUUAAGCAAGGGGGUGCUGCAAGUGAAGCUGCUGCAAAGGUGGUCAUUUUGCAUGUCAUAAAUGACCUUGUGAUAAUACUAGAAGCAAUGAGGGUUAUAGCUAUUGCAUUAUCCCCUGUCACACCAAGUUUAAGUUGGAGAAUAUAUCGACAGCUUGGCUACUCAAAGGAUCAGUUUUAUGCUGCUACCUGGAGUGACACCAGGUGGGGUGGGCUUAAAGGUGGUCAGGUCAUGGCUCAACCUCAACCGAUCUUUGCAAGGAUUGAAAGCCAAACAGAAGAAGAAAAUAGGGUCGAAGCACCCAAAAAGGUGAAAAAGAACAAGUUACCACAGUCUCAACAGGUGGUUGAAGCUUAAAUUUCUGCCCUUCGUUUCAUUUUUGGUUUUCCCCAAAAAACUAUAUCGGAUCAACAAAUUACUCAGCAGUCAGCACCUUGUUCUGCUGUUAAAGAUUAAAUCCAUUUUGUGUAAUGAUUGUAUCAUAUUCUUGACAAUAUGCUUUCCCGUAAGUAAUUAUGUCUUUUCUGAGGAAACUAGUAUUUGCGGAAA